Messenger RNA from Megalops cyprinoides (Indo-Pacific tarpon), 1876 nucleotides. RefSeq names its product tetraspanin 12 (gene tspan12). NCBI's taxonomy places the organism in Eukaryota, Metazoa, Chordata, Actinopteri, Elopiformes, Megalopidae. The coding region runs from base 364 to 1278 and encodes 304 amino acids. Gene Ontology annotation, cellular component: membrane. The record is from RefSeq and is a predicted model, not a curated record. The transcript has 9 exons.
GCUCCUUACAUGUAAAACUUGAACUGACAGCACACAACAACCCUCAACGGUGGGAAGGCAGCUCCUGCAAGCGGUUAUAGUGGACCAUAUUUGCCGCGAGUGGUGAUCGAUUCCGAUAUAUCAGCGCCACUGAGCGGUCAUACGCGUUCUUCAUCGUCUUGAAGAGCUGCAAAAGUGAGAGGACACCUGUUGUGGAUGGCCUCUAAAACUUUCCACGGAUAUAGCAUGAUAAAACGAGACAUCCCAUUGAGUCGAGUUUAACGGAUAAAGACAUGUAAAACGUCCAUAUCGGCCAGUGGAUUGUGCUGCUAUGGUGAGGAGUGUUAAAAUGCGGAGACUUGUCCUGCAGUUGCCGCACGCAGAAUGGCUCGCGAGGACUCGGUAAAGUGCCUACGCUGCUUGCUCUUCGCUCUCAAUUUACUCUUCUGGAUAAUGGCCAUCUGUGUGCUGGGCGUGGCCGCAUGGCUUAGGGAUUACCUGAACAAUGUGCUCACCUUGACCGCAGACACCAGGCUGGAGGAAGCUGCAAUUCUCACAUACUCCCCUGUCGUCCAUCCAGUCAUCAUUGCUGUGUGCUGUUUUCUAAUCAUCGUGGCAAUGGUGGGAUACUGUGGGACACUGAAAUGCAGUCUUCUGCUCCUAUCCUGGUACUUCGGAUGCCUCCUGGUUAUCCUCUGCGUGGAGCUGGCCAGCGGAGUUUGGACCUACGAAGAGCCUCCCAUCCUGAGGUCAGACAUGAUCAGCCUGAAGUCCCGCAUGCCCAACUAUGGCCUCCCGCGCUACCAGUGGCUGACCCAGGCCUGGAACUUCUUCCAGACAGAGUUUAAGUGCUGCGGGGUCAUCUAUUUCACCGACUGGCUGGAGAUGACGGAGAUGGAAUGGCCGCCGGACUCCUGCUGUGCCAAGCAGUACCCGGACUGCGCCCACCAGGCCCACUACUGGGACCUGAGUGACCUCCAUCAAGAGGGCUGCGGUCCGAAGAUCUACAGUUUCAUCCGGGGGACAAAGCAGCUGCAGGUGCUGCGCUUCCUGGGUGUGUCCAUCGGCGUGUCCCAGAUCCUGGCUAUGACCCUGACCGUCACCCUGCUCUGGGCGCUCUACUAUGACAAGAGGGCCCCAGACCCUCCCGAGCAGGGCGCGCCCUCCGUUGACUCUGCCCCGCACUCGCCCUGUCAGCUUGAGGAGAUGCCCAAACCCAGCCCCGCCAGACCCCCAGAGACCUGGGCCCUGGCCCUACCCAACGGCCACACACAGUUCGAGAUGGAGCAGAUCUCCUAGCACUACCACAACUACUACCAUAGAAACUGAGAAAUAUACAGAGUGGCUGCUUCACAAUACCACUUCCGCAGAAACAGGGCAGUUUCUUUUCAAUACCACCAUUACCAUAGAAACUGAGGAUACAACAGAGUGGUUACCCUGCGCUGCUACUGCAAUAGAAACAAAGGAUGAACCAGAGCUGCUGCCAUGCUCCAUGUUUGCCACAGAGACUGAGAAUGCAAUACAGUGUCAAUGGAGUGGCCUGCCCUACCAGUACCAUAGAAACAGAAGAUAAAGUGUUGGCAUGGACCACCACUAGCAUAAAAACAUGAGGAUGCCAUAGAUUAUAGAGUGGCUCUCCCACCAUAGAAACUGAGGACACAGUUCAAGAGUUCAAAGAGGCAGGUCUCCAAGGCUGUCACUACUUCCAUGGAAACAGGGGGAAACAGAGGGAUUUUUCCUCAUGAACUGACUGAAUAUAACAAGUGGACGUCUUAAUAUCUUUCCUUGAGGUGUGCAAUUCAAGGGGGAAGCACAUUUUUAACCAAGCUGCUGUCAAAUCUAAGGUGGAGAUGAAGUUGGAAAGGGGGACAAUCAGCUCUUUAAAAUGUCUUAAUUU